Molecule: messenger RNA, 1188 nt
Organism: Quercus lobata
Lineage: Eukaryota; Viridiplantae; Streptophyta; Magnoliopsida; Fagales; Fagaceae
Product: protein FAR1-RELATED SEQUENCE 5-like
Exons: 2
Coding region: 1-1188 (395 amino acids)
Source: RefSeq, a predicted model, not a curated record
AUGGCUGAAGUAGUUCCUGGAAUCCACACACCACCAUUGCAACUAACCAAUAUUGAUCAAGAUAUUAGAGCUGAUGAAGAACUACAAGAUGUUGAAAAUUUGCUUGGAAUGGUGGUGCACAGUGAGGAGGAAGCAUAUAAAUUGUAUAAUGAUUAUGCUAUACGAAUUGGGUUUAGCGUUCGAAAAGAAAAACUCAGAUAUGCAAAAAAUGGUGUAAGACAGAGAGAGUAUGUGUGUUCGAAAGAAGGAUUUCCACGAGAUGGUGACCAUUUGGAUGAUAAGAAAUUCAAAAGAUUACAAACUAGGACUGGUUGUGAAGCUAUCAGGUUUACAGUGACAAAUGGUGAGUGGAAGGUUACUCAUUUCAAUUCUAAUCAUAAUCAUGAGCUUGCAAAGCCUGAAGAAAGACCGUUUUUAAGGUCGAAUCGAAAAAUAACUGAUGCUCAGUUAGGUGUAAUAAGAACUUUUAAAGAAGCGGGCAUAAGAACAGUAAGUACAUAUUCCUAUUUAGUUGAGGAAGCUGGGGGAUUUGAAAAUGUUGGGUUUAUAAAACGAGAUUGCUAUAAUGCGGUGAACAAGCAUAAGUUAAUCAAUGUUGAGGCUGGAGAUGCUCAAAGUUUAGUAAACCAUUUUAAACAAAAGCAAGCAGAAGAUCCUAUGUUUUUUUAUGCAAUUCAAGUUGAUCAAGAAAAUCGAAUGACAAAUUUUUUUUGGAGAGAUGGUAGAUCAAGAAUUGAUUAUAACUCUUUUGGAGAUGUUAUAUGUUUUGACACUACAUAUCGAACUAACAAGUAUAAUAUGAUAUGUGCCCCAUUUGUAGGUGUCAACCAUCAUUGGAAGAAUGUACUUUUUGGUUGUGCAUUUCUAUUGGAUGAAACAACUGCUUCGUUUACUUGGUUGUUUGAAACAUUCUUGGAAUCAAUGGGAAAUCAAAAACCAAAGACAAUUUUUACUGACCAAUGUCAAGCAAUGAAGAAUGCCAUAAGAGUUGUGCUUCCUGAUACUUGUCAUCGCCUAUGCUUAUGGCAUAUCUCAAAAAAUGCUGCAGAAAAUUUACCAAGGCAUUAUGGGAAUCCUGAAUUUAAGAGUAAGUUUAAUAAGAUUCUUUAUAAUUGUGAGACAGAAAUAGAGUUUCAGUCUUGUUGGGAUGCCUUGCUCAGAGAUUACAAUUUGGUGGGUAAUAAGUGA